UAAAGAUCGAGAGUGAAAACCAGCGGGGUUCACAUGAACCUCACCGCAUCGUGACACCCCCUUCUCCUUUACCACCAGAAUUAAAUAAAGCUGGCUCUUCCCCAUCGUGCUUCUUCUCUCCAAUUCGCAUUCGAUCUUUCUUCUCCCCGCGCGUCUCCGAGAGAUUUCUAGGGUUUUUUUGUCAGUGAGAUUGAAUUAAAUUUCCGCACGCAGAGAGAGAGAGAGGAGUAGGGUUUUUUAAUAUUGAUAUUUUUCUAUUGGUGGUGAGCGCGAUGGGUUAUUGCAUUGGUUUCUGAAUCAAAUUUCACUUUGCAAAUCCGAAUCUCAGUUCCUUCAAUGUGAUGACUCCUGACGCCGCCGGUGAAUGGCUCGAUUUCGUUUCCGGCGCCUCCGAUUCCUCGCCAUCUUCGUUGUCGUCGUCGCCGUUUUCGCGAGUGACGAAUCGGAGUCGGAGCGUGAACUUUCGGUGACUGAUUUCGAUUGGAACCUCUUCCAUCAGGACUACUCGCCGCCCGCUCCGCCGCCUCCGCCACCGCAUCCCCCGUCGGUGUCAUGCGUGGACGAUCUCGGGGGAGUCGGGACUCUGGACACGACGUGCAAGAUCGUGAACGACGUGAACCUCACCCGCGACGUGUACAUAGCAGGGAAGGGCAAUUUUAACAUCCUCCCUGGGGUGAGGUUCCACUGCGAGAUUCCCGGGUGCAUGGUAACCGUUAACGUCACUGGUAAUUUUAGUUUAGGUAGCAACUCGUCGAUUGUGACCGGGGCUUUUGAGUUGGAGGCUGAGAAUGGUGGUUUUGGGAAUAUGUCGGUUGUGAACACGACGGGUAUGGCGGGGCAGCCUCCGCCGCAAACCAGCGGCACUCCGCAGGGGGUUGAGGGCGGUGGUGGGGGUCACGGCGGGAGGGGUGCCAGCUGUCUUGUCGACAUGACGAAGCUUCCGGAGGACGUCUGGGGAGGGGACGCGUAUUCGUGGGCCUCGCUGCAGAACCCUUACAGUUUUGGCAGCCGUGGGGGGUCGACGACCAAUGAGAGGGACUAUGGUGGGUUGGGAGGUGGGCUUGUGAGGUUGACUCUUCAUCAAAUUGUUGAGAUGAAUGCAAGUGUUUUGGCUGACGGGGGUAAUGGAGGGACAAAGGGCGGAGGUGGCUCUGGAGGCAGCAUUUACAUCAAGGCUUACAGAAUGACUGGCAAUGGGAUUAUAAGUGCUUGUGGAGGUAAUGGUUUUGCUGGUGGUGGAGGUGGCAGGGUUUCAGUUGAUGUGUUCAGCAGGCAUGAUGAGCCCAAAAUAUAUGUGCAUGGUGGUAGGAGCCUUGGCUGUCCGGAAAACGCAGGUGCUGCUGGGACUCUUUAUGAUGCAGUCCCUCGAAGUCUUAUAGUUGAUAACUAUAACAUGACAACAGAUACAGAGACUCUUCUCUUGGAAUUUCCAAAUCAACCCCUUUGGACUAAUGUCUAUGUUCGAAAUAAGGCCAGGGCAACAGUUCCAUUGCUUUGGAGUCGUGUACAGGUGCAAGGGCAAAUAAGUAUCUUGCAGGGUGGGGUGUUGAGCUUUGGUCUACGACACUAUGCUACAUCAGAGUUUGAGUUAUUAGCCGAAGAACUGUUGAUGAGUGAUUCUGUAAUGAAGGUCUAUGGAGCUCUACGCAUGUCUGUAAAAAUGUUCUUGAUGUGGAACUCAAAAAUGCUCAUAGAUGGUGGCGAAGACGUGACCGUGGAAACUUCUUUACUUGAGGCUAGUAAUUUGAUUGUUCUGAGGGGGGCUUCUGUGAUACAUUCUAAUGCAAACCUUGGAGUUCAUGGACAGGGUCUCCUAAAUUUAUCAGGACCAGGAGAUUGGAUUGAAGCACAACGUUUGGUUUUAUCCCUAUUUUAUAGUAUUCAUGUUGGGCCUGGGUCUGUCUUGCGUGGUCCGUUGGAGAAUGCAACAACUGAUGAUGUUACUCCAAAGCUUUACUGUGACAAUAAAGAUUGCCCCUAUGAAUUACUUCACCCCCCUGAAGAUUGCAAUGUGAACUCUUCCCUGUCUUUCACACUUCAGAUCUGCAGAGUCGAGGAUAUCCUUGUUGAAGGCCUUAUAGAAGGUUCUGUUGUUCAUUUCCACAGGGCCCGGACCAUAAGUGUUGAAUCUUCUGGAAGAAUAUCUGCCUCUGGAAUGGGCUGUACUGGUGGUUUGGGCCACGGAAAUAUUCUAAGUAAUGGUAUUGGCAGUGGCGGUGGGCAUGGUGGUAGUGGUGGGGAUGCAUGGUAUAAUGAUAAUCACGUUGAAGGUGGGAGUUCAUAUGGGGAUGCAAACCUGCCCUGUGAACUUGGUAGUGGAAGUGGAAGUGGCAACUCUACUUAUAUCACAGCUGGAGGUGGUAUCAUAAUUGUUGGAUCAUUGGAACAUCCUUUGUCGAGUUUGUCCAUUCAAGGUUCUGUAAAAGCUGAUGGAGAGAAUUUUGAUUCGAUAGUUAGAAAAGAAGGUUUUGCAGAAUUUGACAAUUUUACUGGAGGUCCUGGGGGUGGAUCUGGUGGCACUAUACUAUUGUUUCUUCAUACACUUGCCAUUGGGCAAUCAGCUGAGCUUUCUAGUAUGGGGGGAUAUAGCAGUUCUAAUGGAAGUGGUGGUGGGGGUGGAGGAAGAAUUCAUUUUCAUUGGUCUGAUAUUCCCACUGGUGAUGUUUAUCAACCAAUUGCUAUUGUGAAAGGUGGCAUUCAGACCAGGGGAGGAAAGGGUGAGGGUCAGGGUGGAUCUGGAGCGAAUGGGACAAUAACUGGGAAGGAUUGCCCUAAAGGGUUGUAUGGUACCUUUUGUGAGGAAUGUCCCACCGGGACUUACAAAAAUACUACUGGAUCUGAUAAAUCACUUUGUCACCAUUGUCCUGUUAAUGACCUUCCUCAUCGCGCUGUUUAUAUUCCAGUCCGAGGUGGUAUUACUGAAACCCCUUGCCCAUACCAAUGUGUUUCGGACAGAUAUCAUAUGCCUGACUGCUAUACUGCUCUUGAAGAAUUAAUUUACACAUUUGGUGGGCCUUGGUUAUUUGGUCUUUUUCUUACGGGUCUCUUGAUCUUGUUGGCACUGGUGCUCAGUGUUGCAAGAAUGAAAUUUGUUGGGGUUGAUGAAUUACCUGGCCCAGCACCCACCCAACAUGGUUCUCAAAUAGAUCACUCCUUUCCUUUCCUUGAGUCACUAAAUGAGGUGUUGGAGACAAAUAGAGUUGAGGAGUCCCAGAGUCAUGUUCACAGAAUGUACUUUAUGGGACCUAAUACUUUCAGUGAACCCUGGCAUCUGCCACAUACGGCUUCAGAACAAAUAAUGGAUGUUGUUUAUGAGAGUGAAUUCAAUACAUUUGUGGAUGCGAUUAAUGCUAUAGCUGCUUAUCAAUGGUGGGAGGGAGCAAUAUAUAGUGUUCUUUCUGUUCUUGCUUACCCGCUCGCAUGGUCCUGGCAACAGUGGCGCAGGAGAUUGAAGUUGCAAAGAUUACGUGAGUUUGUUCGAUCAGAGUACGAUCAUGCUUGUCUUCGUUCUUGCCGAUCACGAGCUCUCUAUGAAGGGAUCAAGGUAAAUGCAACUACUGACUUCAUGCUGGCAUAUGUGGACUUCUUUCUUGGUGGGGAUGAAAAGAGGAUAGACCUUCCUCCUCGAUUACAUGAAAGGUUUCCAAUGUCAUUGCCUUUUGGAGGUGAUGGAAGUUAUAUGGUUCCAUUCUCCCUUCACAAUGAUAACAUCCUUACCAGCCUAAUGAGUCAGUCAGUGCAACCUACAACAUGGUAUAGAUUGGUCGCUGGGCUGAAUGCACAACUACGGUUGGUCCGCCGUGGAAGGCUACGAGUAACAUUUCGACCUGUCCUCAGAUGGCUUGAGACUCAUGCCAAUCCUGCAUUAAGUGUCCAUGGUGUGCGUGUUGACCUUGCCUGGUUUCAGGCUACAAGUAGUGGCUAUUGCCACUAUGGGCUUAUGGUAUAUGCUCUUGAGGAUGGUCCAGCCGGAGGAAGUGCCGAUGUAGCUUUAAGAACUGAGGAAGGAACAAGGGUUCAAAGUGUUAAAAAGGAAUAUCCUUUUGGGUUUUCCAGAAGCAGAGCUCAUUUAGGCCCUGGUGGAAGAACUGAGGACAAUUAUAUGAGGCGACAAAUGCAUGGAGCUGCUUUAGAUGUAAACAAUUUGCAGAUGCUUGACGAGAAGAGAGAUAUCUUUUAUCUUCUCUCUUUCAUACUUCAGAAUACAAAACCUGUUGGACAUCAGGACCUUGUUGGUUUAGUAAUCUCAAUGUUGCUUCUAGGAGAUUUUAGUUUAGUAUUACUUACACUGCUUCAGCUGUAUUCAAUUUCUUUGGUGGAUGUCUUCUUUGUGUUGUUUAUAUUACCUUUCGGCAUUCUUCUCCCUUUUCCUGUCGGAAUUAAUGCUCUCUUUAGUCACGGGCCAAGGCGUUCUGCAGGCCUUGCACGUCUUUAUGCUCUGUGGAAUCUUACAUCCUUCAUAAAUGUUGUUGUUGCAUUUCUUUGUGGAUAUAUACACUACAACUCUCAAUCGUCUUCCAGUAAAAGACACCCGAGCAUUCAGCCAUGGAAUAUCAUGGAUGAAAGUGAAUGGUGGAUUUUCCCAGCUGGAUUGGUUUUAUGUAAAUUGUUCCAGUCUCAACUCAUUAAUUGGCAUGUUGCCAAUCUGGAAAUUCAAGACCGGUCCUUGUAUAGUAACGAUUUUGAGCUGUUCUGGCAGUCAUGAUGGUAUGGUAUGUUCACAGCAUAUAAUUCAACAUUAACUUUUUACCCCAUUUCCCUCCUCCUCUCUCGAUCGAUCCAUCACAUGUUCUCACUUCGGUAAAAUAUAGAAUAGAUCAAAGAUUGAUUGACAUAGAGAUGCUAGUAUUUUAGAUAACUCAAGGUGGGAGAAACAGAACUACACAAAUCCAAAGUAGAAGUUGUAGAGGCAUUCAUUACUGUAACACCUAAUGUUCAAUAGUUCUCUUUUAAAAAAAAAAAAAUUAAAUCAUUUCCACCA
This is a messenger RNA of Vigna unguiculata (cowpea), 4981 nucleotides long. RefSeq names its product ephrin type-B receptor. The record is from RefSeq and is a predicted model, not a curated record. Lineage: Eukaryota; Viridiplantae; Streptophyta; Magnoliopsida; Fabales; Fabaceae.